Molecule: messenger RNA, 930 nt
Organism: Laetiporus sulphureus 93-53
Lineage: Eukaryota; Fungi; Basidiomycota; Agaricomycetes; Polyporales; Laetiporaceae
Exons: 5
Coding region: 113-673 (186 amino acids)
Source: RefSeq, a predicted model, not a curated record
CUCCUUCAUCAUAACUUCCACUCAGCACUGACAAUACCUAUUUGACACGCCUUCUGCUCAUCGUGCAGCUUCGAUAACGCGCCACAUUCUCAGCUGUAUCUCGACCAUACAAAUGGCUACUCCCUCAAAGGACUCCGGUCUCGACAAUACUACCGCCAUCGAACGUAAAGAGCAUCUGUCGCACGACAAGCAACCGAUCGCUCCACCCCGUCUUCGGUUCACGACUGUAUACGAUUACAGCAACACUGGCGUGGUCGUCAAGACAUUUCACGAUGAAGCCGGUCCUGAAGUGAUCGAUCGGCCACUGCAAAGGCGACAAUCCCCCGAGCUGCAAGUAGGCCUUCUGGACUUAUUGAGAGAGAGAGAACAGCACAUCAAUGCAGAAUUUAGCAAAAGGCUUCUUAAAGACAUGAAGGAUUUGCCCAGCAAACAUGGCAUUGAGAAUGCGACUUCCUCAGGGCAAGAGACCAAGCUAUUUGCGAGUUCGAAGCCGCAGACUAUGGCUCAUGUUCAUGUCGAUGGACAAUCGCUGGGAGAAGCCACCGAAUUAGAAAGUCGGUCUCAAGAGACAACCUCGACGGCUGCUAAUUGCAAAGACAUUGCUGUGGUCGGCGUGCGGGCAGACGUGCCAGGCGUGCCCCGCGCUGGAGCAAUCGCGAAGCCGUUUUCCUGAAUCAAAGAUCCGAGUGUCUUUCCUCGCGUCUUCAUCACAGCUUUACUCCCUGCCCCUCAAUCUCUCCAUCCAUACAGCACUACCUUUCGAGUAACAAGCGACCGCGAUUGAAACAGGCGAAUGAGAGGGCGUAGAGCGCAACAUGACGAAUGGAAGAGAGGGGGGUUCGGAAAGAUUUAAUGGUGCCAGUAAGGACCUCGGACUCAAUCAUCUUUGUAUGUUGCAAUGCAAUCCGAUGCUUUGAAUAAUGCGAGAUC